AUGCAUGGUGCACCAAAAGGUCUGCUCUUUGCAGUUUAUUAUCCCAUUCUUGCAGCUAUCGGGGUCCCAGCUAACUUGGCAGUGAUUGUGAUCCUAUCCAGAGGAAGGUGCGGUCUCUCCAAAUGCAUCACCUACUACCUCGUAUCCAUGGCAUCGACAGACCUAUUAGUCAUUAUUACGGCUGCAAUAUUGAACCGUAUUGUUGGAAUAUAUUUCCCGUUGAGUUUCAUGUAUAUUACCCCAAUCUGUAGCGUCAAUUUUGCUCUAUUGGCUGCAAGCAGGGAUUGUUCUAUCUGGGCAACUGUCAUUUUCACUGUUGAUCGGUUUGUGGCCAUUUCUUGUCCAAAAAUGAAGACAAGAUAUUGCACAGAGAAAGUAGCAGCUGUGGUUAUAGGGGCAGUUUGUGGCAUGAGCUGUUUCAAAAAUACAUUCGAGUAUUUCGUAUAUGAACCAUUAUAUACGAUCGAUAAUAUUCCAUGGCAUUGCAAAAUUAAAUCAAUAUUUUACACUUCACCUUCAUGGGCUGCUUAUGAUUGGAUUCAUUGCAUUUCAACCCCUAGUCUCCCAUUCGUUUUGAUCUUACUGCUCAAUGCUGUGACUGUCAGACAAAUUCUAAAGGCCAUUAAAAUUCGUAAAAGACUCUGUGUUGGAAAACAGGCAGAAAAUCUGAAAGACACGGAGGUGAACAAUCGGAGAAAGUCCAUCAUUCUGCUCUUCUGUAUCUCAGGAAGUUUCAUCAUGUUAUGGCUGCUAUUUCUCGUAACACUUCUCUACGUCCAAAUUAAAAAUGUAAGUUAUUUUUCAGGUUCCAAUUACAAUGAAUCCAAUUUCAUCCUGGAAGAAAGUGGGUAUAUGCUUCAGAUCUUAAGUUCCUGUAUAAACCCAUUUAUUUACACAGGGACCCAGAGUAAAUUCAGACAGGAGUUAAAGGAUGGCAUUCAAUUUUCCAUCUAUUUCAUAUCAAAGAUUUUUUUUAAAAAAUAACAUCUAUAAACAUUUCAUGUAUUAACCCUCAUCCUUGUAUAAUC
Molecule: messenger RNA, 1028 nt
Organism: Stegostoma tigrinum
Lineage: Eukaryota; Metazoa; Chordata; Chondrichthyes; Orectolobiformes; Stegostomatidae
Product: probable G-protein coupled receptor 139
Exons: 2
Coding region: 1-984 (327 amino acids)
Biological process (GO): G protein-coupled receptor signaling pathway
Cellular component (GO): membrane
Molecular function (GO): G protein-coupled receptor activity
Source: RefSeq, a predicted model, not a curated record